This is a messenger RNA of Chelmon rostratus (copperband butterflyfish), 3363 nucleotides long. It is a transcript of the gene shisa7b, whose product is annotated as shisa family member 7. Gene Ontology annotation, cellular component: postsynaptic membrane; AMPA glutamate receptor complex; dendritic spine membrane. The record is from RefSeq and is a predicted model, not a curated record. NCBI's taxonomy places the organism in Eukaryota, Metazoa, Chordata, Actinopteri, Chaetodontiformes, Chaetodontidae. Bases 1 to 2067 code for a protein of 688 amino acids. Gene Ontology annotation, biological process: regulation of AMPA receptor activity; regulation of short-term neuronal synaptic plasticity. The transcript is spliced from 8 exons.
AUGAAACCAACAGUUUCAGGAGGGAUGUGUCGCUUGUCCCUCGUUCUCCUGCUCUUCUCCUGCCCGGCUGUUUCCACGCUGACCAUCACCACGGAGCAGCGCGCUGUUGACAGCGAUGUCAGGACUCUGACCAGCGGCGGCAGCAGCGCCGCUGCAGCGGGCAGCAGGGGCGCCACCUUGUUCCUCCUCACCGGCUACAAGCCACCACUGCCACCGCCGCCCGCUGGACCCAAAGUGGCGCCGAAAGCAGCCGAGGUGGAGGACGGAGACGAUCCGCCGGUUGUGGCCGAGCUCCCUCCAAAGCCCCUCCCUCAGACCAUGUUGCCAAGGAACAUGACGGCCGACGCCCUGAAGCCUCCGCUCGGUGCGGCCCAGGUGGCUCCACCUCCCAGACAGCUGGUGGAUGUGGACGUGUGCAGGGGUUACUACGACGUGAUGGGACACUUUGACAGCACGUUCAACUGCUCCAAGGGCAGCUACAUCUACUGCUGCGGCACCUGCCACUACCGGUUCUGCUGCGAGCACCAGAGGAACCGGCUGGACCAGGAAUCCUGCAACAACUACCACUCCCCCGUCUGGGCCGACCCACAGGUCCCCGUCACCGUGCCUGUGGGCAACAAGCCCGACCCGGACUUUGAGACGCUCCAGCAGCAGAACAGCAGCACGGCCUACGUGAUCGGAGGGGUGAUCUCCUUCACGCUGGUGGUGGCCGUUGGCGUCAGGAUCGCCUUCAGCAAGGUGGCGCGCCGACCCCGCAAUAGGGACAUCAACAUGCCCAGAUCACUGGUGGAUAUCUUGCGUCACCAGUCAAGCCCGGUGCAGCAGGGAGAGAGGAACAACACCACAGUGCUGACCACCACCACCUCGGACGGACGGACGUCCAAAAACCUCUACACCCCCAUCCUGCAGAGCAAAGACAACCGCACUGGGAACUUGCACCACCAUUUUAACCAGCAGGGGUCUGCCUCCAGCCCCAAACACUCUGCGACCAUCGAGCGUGGACCCCGUAUGAACAACACCCCCCAGCUCUCCUCUGGACCCUCCCUGCUCUCUGGUAGCAGUAAAGGUCCUGGCGGUGGCGUCGUUGGUGGCAGCAGCAUCAUGGGAGGGGGCAUGAGACACAACAGCAGCCAUCCCUCCUUCUCCCACUCCUUCCACAACCUGGCCCAGCUGCCGCCGUCCUACGAGUUGUCCAUGAAACCUGAGCUGAGCCGCUACAGCUCCCUGAAGAGGCUGGAGAAAGAACUGGACGAGUACUCCAGCUACUACAGCUCCAAACGUCGCUCCAACAACGCUCCGCCCUCCUUCCACUCCUCGCAGCACCACCUGCCCUGGGGAGGCGAGUACACGCUGGGAUCCAGGGGCACGCUGCCCCUCCACGACUCCCGGCCCCGCAUCCACAUCCCCGCCUCCACCCCGAACCCGUACCCGCUGCCCUCCCAGACGCACUACACCAGCUCCUCCUUCGACAGGCCGCCGCGCCGCGUCCGCUCCCAGGACCAGCUGCUCGCGCUCGGGGAGGGCAACACCCUGUCCCGCCUGUCCAAGAACCAGCAGCACCAGUACUACAAAGCCAUGAUGAGCAACAGCAGGGGCUCCAACUCGCAGACGCUCCGCAGGUCCCACGAGAGGCUUCUGGUCUCACCCGACCGUCUGGAGGACCGGCUGAUUGCGAUGGGUCUGAUAGUCGGCGGGGGCGACAGAGGAGCAGGAAGCGGGAUGGUGCCCACCAUGGGCCGGCUCAGCCACCACCAGAAGGCCCAGUCGCAGCAGAACAUCUGCGUCACGCCCUCCAUGGACCGCCACCACAUGAUCAAGAUGAACUCCCACCCGACGCCGGGCCACGACCACGACCGCAGCUCCGCCGCCAUGCCCGGGAUGGGCAUGCACGGCGGAUGGGACCCCCACGGCGGAGGCGGAGCAGGGACGGGCGGAGGCCACCCCAACGCCCGGCGGAUGGCUUUCGCCAGCAAGAGGCAGAACACCAUCGAACAGCUGCACUUCAUCCCCGGAGGAGGAGGAGUGCAGGGACUGCGGACUGGGAGUAAGAACGAGGUGACAGUGUGAGAGGGCGAGGGAGGUAAAGAGAGAGGAAGAUGAAGAGCAGAGAGGCGAGGCUGAAGAGGCAGACAGUGGAGAGAGAAGUGGCGAGGCAUUUAGCGGGAGGAUGAAGUGAUGAGUGAGCUGAGGAGGAAAAGGAAACGAGGACGAGGUUUGAUCUCAUCUGGCUGCCUCACAGGGCUGCACAGCAAACAGCCCCCCCCCCCUUCAUAAAACAGACAACAUUAAUCUCACAGCGAGUAAAGCCAACUGAUUCUCUCCUUGUCACUUUGUGUAAAAGAGAAUAUUCAGCCAUUCUUUGUAAAGGGGAGACAGAACUGUCCGCUGAAAGAGAGCAAACGCAGCGAGUGCAGCUAAAGGCUGCCGAGUGUUCGCUGUGACUUUUAUUGAAGGACACCCGCUGAGUCAAAUUUGUUGAAUUGUCCUUGAGUUUUAUUGCGCUGUCCUCCGAGUCCUCGAGAGCUCUGACAGACUUUCAUCUGUCUUUGAAUCCACUGUGGAUGAUGGAGCGCCGAGGCCGAGGCAGACGGGUUUGCUUCUUUGUAUUUAGAAAAAGUAUUUAAAACCAAACAAGUCGCUUUUGUAUGAAAUUAACCUGAUGAUGAUAAUUAUAAUAAUAGUAUUAAGAUUACUGAGCCCUGUAAGACUUUGUGUGUAUUUGGUUUAAAACGUAUUUAUCUUUUAGCCAGCCAGUUUGCAGCUUGAAGGCUGGACAUGUGACCUGCCCGUCGUUUCUUUCUCUAGUUGUGAUUGGACUGUAAUGAAAGCAUCAUCUAGCUAAUCACAGUUAGCUGUCGCCUGAUCAAUUCACACGAGAAAAAGAUCAAAUCAAAACCAUUCUGUCACGAAACAAGUCCUGCAUAGACACCCUCUGCUGCUGUGAAGGCCCAGCCACACCGGCAUCUAACCGGUGACAUUUUUUGCAAAAUCAAUUAAUUUCAAUGAAAAUGCUGCAUCUCCUGGAUUGGUUUGUGGGGACACGUCUUUUGAAUGAGUUGUCCAGUUUUUGACAGAGCUAACAAGGUUGUCAAUUAGCAAAAGUUUGCUAGUUCUGCAGCCUUGUUUCCCUUUACAGAAGGGAGAACGGAGACAAAAGUCCAGUAUGAAGAAUACAGAAAGACGCUCGGGGAGCUCUUAUGGCUGACUAGCGGCAGCAUGUUCCUAGCGCGUUAGCGGUUUGCUCGUCAGCUGCAGUAGUUCACCAACUAUCUCUGUGAGUCGUCACCGUGUCACCAAGCUUCUAGCGCCACAUAUUUUGCAGAGAAGUUGCAGAUUAAUUUGGCUGGCACCUUCCGGAGUGAC